Hibiscus syriacus is the source of this 1699-nucleotide messenger RNA. RefSeq names its product heavy metal-associated isoprenylated plant protein 32-like. NCBI's taxonomy places the organism in Eukaryota, Viridiplantae, Streptophyta, Magnoliopsida, Malvales, Malvaceae. The coding region runs from base 208 to 1665 and encodes 485 amino acids. Gene Ontology annotation, molecular function: metal ion binding. The transcript is spliced from 3 exons. The record is from RefSeq and is a predicted model, not a curated record.
GAAGCCUUCUUCUUCUUCACAUUUGUUGUUUGCUCUCUCAUUCUUCCUCCUCCCGUUUCAAAACUAAGCCUUUUUCUGUGUUGGGAUUUGUUGUAAAUUUCAUCUUCUGUGUGUUUUUUUUCUUCUUCUUCAGAUCUGUUUACAAACCCUUUCCUUUCCCUUAUAUUUUCUGCUUGGUGGUGUUUCAAGUGUUAGGAGAUAUAAACAAUGAGUAAAGAAGAGUUUAUGAAGAUCCAAACUUGUGUUCUCAAAGUUAACAUACACUGUGAUGGGUGCAAGCACAAAGUGAAGAAAAUCUUGCAAAAGAUUGAAGGGGUUUUUAAAACCGCCAUAGAUUCUGAGCAAGGUAAGGUAACAGUACUGGGGAAUGUAAAACCAGAUGUUCUAAUCAAGAAGCUAGCAAAAUCUGGGAAACAUGCAGAGCUUUGGGGUUCUUCAAAAGCUACCAACAACAACAACAACAAUAAUCAGAGUCAGCUUGCUAACCAGUUCAAGAACAUACAGAUGCUUGAUAAUGGUGGAAAAGGUGGAAACAACAACAAUGUCAGCAACAAUAACAAGAAGGAAGGGCCGAAAGGGAGCAACAAUAACCAGCAACCCAAAGGAGGCCAGCCAACGCCUCAACAAUUGCAGCAGUAUCUUCAACAGCUUCAACAAAUGAAAGGGUUUCAAGAUCUGAAGCAGCCUCAGUUGAAAGACAUGAAGAAUGGUCCUAUUUCCAACAACAACAACAAUCAGAAAGGUUUCAAGUUUGCUGAGGAGGAUGAUUUGAGUGACAACGACGACGAUUAUGACGAUUGCGAUCUCGAUGACGAUGAUUAUGACGAUGAUGAGUUGGAUGAUCCUCGUCAUCCGUUUAACAAAAUGAAGCCCGUGAUGGGAAAUGCUCCCAAGGGAUUACCCAACAAUAUGAUGAUGUUGAAGGGGAUGACGAAUGGUAAUCAUCCUCAGCUUAUGAAUGCCCAAACGGCAGCCCAAAACGGUGGACCGAACGGUAAAAUGGGUGGUGCAGCUGGCAAUGGUGUGCCUGUUGGCGGUGGUAACAAUGGAAACGGAGGUAAAAAAGGUGUUCUUGCCGGAGGUGAUAAUCAUGGGGGAAACCCAAAUCAAGGUGGUAAAAAUGGACCUCAGGAGGCAAACAAGAACGGUGGUCCAAACGGCGGCAAGAAGGGAAAUAACGGUGUUUCCGAUGGGUUCCCAACCAUGGGUGGCGGCCCUAAUGGUGGAAACAUGGGUGCUCAUCAAAGGGCAGCUGCCAUGAACAUGGCAAUGGGCCAAAUGGGGAGCUUACCCAUGAACCAAAUGGGUAACAUCCCAGCCGUCCAAGGCCUACCAGCAACCGCCGCUAUGAAUAACGGCGGAGGCGGUGGCAACGGCGGCGGAUACUUCCAAGGGGCGGGUCCGGAUGUUAUGCCGGGUAACCCAUACCAUCAACAACAACAGUACAUGGCGGCGAUGAUGAACCAACAACGAGCAAUGGGAGGACCAAGUGAAAGGUUUCAGCCCAUGAUGCAUGCUAGGCCACCGCCAGCUGUCAAUUACAUUCCACCACCAUACCCAUAUCAAUAUCAAUAUCCAUACCCGCAUCCAUACCCACACCCUCAACCCGACCCGUAUACCCACUUCUUUAGUGAUGAGAACACCUCAAGCUGCAGUGUUAUGUGAAGAAGAUAUUUGGAUUUAUUUUACCCUCAAAAAA